This is a messenger RNA of Pocillopora verrucosa, 666 nucleotides long. The record is from RefSeq and is a predicted model, not a curated record. NCBI's taxonomy places the organism in Eukaryota, Metazoa, Cnidaria, Anthozoa, Scleractinia, Pocilloporidae.
AUGAAAUAUGGGUUCAAAUCUACCGAUAAAUUUCUCUCCUUGCAUAAGGUUUAUUGUGAAAUCGACAUCUGGAGAGAAGUCGUCGUCAGAAGAGAUAGACACUGUUUUUGCGGAGUAAUUGCUCUCUGGAAUGAUGAAAUAAGUUAUGAGAAACAUGAAGAAAUCCGCAGGUUAAGUUCUAGUUUGAUAGUGAGAUAUCCGAGGGUGUUUGAGCCGCUAGUUUUCUCUUCGAACCUCGUGGAGGAUCAUGUCAAGAAGAGCAAGAUCGCAGGAACUUGGGCUGAAACUGUGGACAUCUUCAGCUGUGCAUCGCUCCUCAAGCGACCCAUUUGCACCUUCUUAUCGUCGCAGAAAAAAUGGUACAACUUUGAACCGAUUAUGAACACUGAUUCGUUUUCAUCGAUCACGAAAAAAAAGUGCAGGUGUCCAAUCACUUUGAUGCGUCAUGAUGUGUAUGCUCAGGCAAAUCAUUUUAAUCUCCUUCUGCCUAGAGGUAGCUGUUGUAAUACUCCUCUACCUGAGAAUUCAGCAUCCUCUGUUUCAAAUGAUAUAGAAGACAGUGGUAAUUCAUGUGCCAAAGCUGUGAAACAAACGUCACAAACUCAUCCUUCCUUCGAAGCACAUUUGAUUAAGCUACAAAAUCAAAGUAACUUGGUCAAGAUCUAA